AUGAGGGGCCCGAGCGUGGCUCUGUGGCUCUUCCUCGCUCUGCGCACAGCGCUCAGCAGGAUGGAGGUGCGGUGGUGCACCACCUCAGACCCGGAGCAGCAGAAAUGCAGUGACAUGAGCAGAGCCUUCCAGGAAGCCGGUAUCCAGCCACCCAUCCUGUGUAUCCAGGGCACCUCCACUGACCACUGCAUCCAGCUCAUCGAGGCCCGGGAGGCUGAUGCCAUCACCCUGGAUGGAGGAGCCAUUUAUGAGGCAGGGAAGGAGCACGGCCUGAAGCCCGUGGUGGGCGAAGUAUAUGAUCAAGAGGUCGGUACCUCCUAUUAUGCUGUCGCCGUGGUCAAGAGGGGCUCCCACGUGACCAUCAACACCCUGAAAGGUGUGAAGUCCUGUCACACGGGCAUCAACAGGACGGUGGGCUGGAACGUGCCGGUGGGCUACCUGGUGGAGAGCGGCCGUCUGUCCGUGAUGGGCUGCGACGUGCUCAAGGCUGUCGGCGACUAUUUUGGGGGCAGCUGCGUCCCCGGGGCAGGAGAGACCGGCUACUCCGAGUCCCUCUGUCGCCUGUGCAGGGGCGAUGCUGCUGGGGAGGGCGUGUGUGACAAGAGCCCCCUGGAGAGAUACUACGACUACAGCGGGGCCUUCCGGUGCCUGGCAGAAGGGGCAGGGGCCGUAGCCUUUGUGAAGCACAGCACGGUGCUGGAGAACACGGACGGGAAAACUCUUCCCUCCUGGGGCCAGGCGCUGCUGUCCCAGGACUUUGAGUUGUUAUGCCGGGAUGGCAGCCGGGCCGAUGUCACUGAAUGGAGGCGAUGCCACCUGGCCCGCGUGCCUGCUCACGCCGUGGUGGUCCGGGCCGACGCUGACGGGGGCCUCAUGUUCCGGCUGCUCAACGAAGGCCAGCGUCUCUUCAGCCACGAGAGCAGCAGUUUCCAGAUGUUCAGCUCUGAGGCCUACGGCCAGAAGAACCUGCUCUUCAAAGACUCCACCUCCGAGCUGGUGCCCAUCGCCACGCAGACCUAUGAGGCCUGGCUGGGCCGCGAGUACCUGCAUGCCAUGAAGGGUCUCCUCUGUGAUCCCAACCGGCUACCUCACUACCUACGCUGGUGUGUGCUGUCCACUCCCGAGAUCCAGAAGUGUGGAGACAUGGCUGUGGCCUUCAGCCGGCAGAGGCUCAAGCCAGAGAUCCAGUGCGUGUCGGCUGAGUCUCCCCAGCACUGCAUGGAAUGGAUCCAGGCUGGGCAAAUCGAUGCCGUGACCCUGAAGGGCGAAGACAUCUACAUGGCAGGAAAGAAAUACGGCCUGGUCCCAGCAGCGGGGGAGCACUAUGCCCCGGAGGACAAUAGCAACGCCUACUUUGUGGUGGCCGUCGUGAAGCGGAACAGCUCCUACGCCUUCACCCUGGACGAGCUUCGGGGCAAGCGCUCCUGCCACUCAGGGUUCCGCAGCCCCGCGGGCUGGGACGUCCCCGUGGGCGCCCUGGUGCAGAGGGGCUUCAUCCGGCCCAAGGACUGCGACGUCCUCACAGCCGUGAGCGAGUUCUUCAGCGCCAGCUGCGUGCCCGUGAACAAUGCCAAGAACUACCCAUCCUCGCUGUGCGCGCUCUGUGUGGGGGACGAGCGGGGCCGAAACAAGUGUGUGGGCAACAGCCAGGAGAGGUUCUACGGCUACAGUGGCGCCUUCAGGUGCCUGGCUGAGAAUGCAGGGGACGUCGCCUUCGUCAAGCACACGACUGUCUUUGAAAACACAAAUGGCCAUAAUUCUGAGCCCUGGGCUGCUGAGCUAAGGUCAGAGGACUAUGAGCUGCUGUGUCCCAAUGGGGCCCGGGCCGAGGUGUCCCAGUUCGCGGCCUGCAAUCUGGCACAGAUGCCAUCCCAUGCCGUCAUGGUCCGGCCGGACACCAACAUCUUCACCGUGUAUGGACUGCUGGACAAGGCCCAGGACCUGUUUGGAGAUGACUACAAUAAGAAUGGCUUCAAAAUGUUCGACUCCUCCAACUAUCAUGGCCAAGACCUGCUUUUCAAGGAUGCCACGAUCCGGGCGGUGCCUGUCGGGGAGAAAACCACGUACCGGGCGUGGCUGGGCCCCGACUACGUGGCCGCUCUAGAAGGGAUGCUGUCUCAGCAGUGCUCGGGCGCAGGUAGGCCCUGCUGGCAGGCAGGUUCACCCCUCCAGAGGGAGAGCAGGGGUCCUGCCACGUCCCCCCUCCCCUGCCCGGCAUCCCUCCCAGCCUUGAACCCCCAAUCCUCCAGCGAACUGAGGGAUGCUCUGGGUGGUUACAGACCAUCAGGGUGA
This is a messenger RNA of Neomonachus schauinslandi (Hawaiian monk seal), 2292 nucleotides long. It is a transcript of the gene MELTF, whose product is annotated as melanotransferrin. The transcript has 15 exons. Lineage: Eukaryota; Metazoa; Chordata; Mammalia; Carnivora; Phocidae. The coding region runs from base 1 to 2292 and encodes 763 amino acids. Gene Ontology annotation, cellular component: extracellular region; plasma membrane; recycling endosome. The record is from RefSeq and is a predicted model, not a curated record. Gene Ontology annotation, biological process: iron ion transport.